Messenger RNA from Esox lucius (northern pike), 5060 nucleotides. RefSeq names its product nitric oxide synthase 1 (neuronal) (gene nos1). Gene Ontology annotation, biological process: nitric oxide biosynthetic process. The coding region runs from base 328 to 4653 and encodes 1441 amino acids. NCBI's taxonomy places the organism in Eukaryota, Metazoa, Chordata, Actinopteri, Esociformes, Esocidae. The transcript is spliced from 29 exons. Gene Ontology annotation, molecular function: calmodulin binding; flavin adenine dinucleotide binding; nitric-oxide synthase activity. The record is from RefSeq and is a predicted model, not a curated record.
AGAAGACUGUCAUGCAUAGACCACAGCAUUAAUGCCCGCGCACGACCCGAUCUGAGCUCGUCAGUGUUCCUCGUGCUCCAUAUUUAUACAGCACCCUGGCGCGCGGAGACGCACAGGCAUGCGGUGGCUCUAAUGUGACAGCACAAGUUCGACUAGAGGAGCUCGAGCGUAGCAAACUACCUGUGUGUGCGGUUUCCGAGGAGAACGAAUACGCCCAAGAGGAGUUAAUCCGUAACUUUUAUUUGCAAAAGUAGCAAUUUUAUUGCUGUUCUCAGAGAUUCCUGAGGACACGAACGCACACUCUCACACCCGACACUGGCAGACAUCAUGCAGGAGUCCGAACCCACUGUGUGUCAGCUGCAGCCCAACAUCAUCUCCGUGCGUCUCCUCAAGAGGAAGGUGGGUGGGCUCGGCUUCCUGGUCAAGCAGCGCGUCUGCAAGCCGCCCGUCAUCGUGUCCGACCUGAUCCGGGGCGGAGCUGCCGAGGAAUGCGGCCUGGUCCAGGUGGGCGACAUCGUCCUGGCAGUCAACAACAAGCCCCUGGUGGACCUCAGCUACGAGCGCGCCCUGGAGACCUUGAAGAACGUGUCCCCGGAGAGCCAUGCUGUCCUCAUCCUCAGGGGACCUGAGGGCUUCACCACCCACUUGGAGACCACCCUCUCCGUGGACGGGCGUCAGCGGACCAUCAGAGUCACCAGGCCGGCCUUCUCCGCUUCCAAGUCCUACGAACGCUGCCGCCCCCUAAGCCCUCUCAGUCCGCUACAAGGAGGCAAAGACCCGCAGCAGCUGAGGGCCAUCGAGAACCUGUCAUCUCCCUCGGUGACCCCAUCGCGCAGGGACACCCUGCUCCAGAGGGGAGGGGUGCAGGCUCUCAUCGCGGCCCAGGACCCCCUGCUAAGAGACGGGGUCCGCGGGGCGCUACUGCUCAACGGCGUGGAAGAGAACAACGACCUGCUGAAGGAGAUCGAGCCGGUACUGCGGCUGAUCAAGAACAGCAAGAGGGAAACAAAUGGAGAGAAUGGACAGAAGACUGUCGAGAGGCGGGACGCUGAGGUGCAGGUGGAAAGGGACUUUGGUAUGGGAAACGGUUUGUCAGCCCAGCUGGUGUCUGAUAUGAGUGACGACGACCUGUGGAAGAAGAACAACAACACGCAGAUGAUGUUCAACCACGCUAACGCUGAGUCAGAUGAGCCUCCAGCGCCGGGGAGGGUCUCUCCAAACAAGGCUCUACAGAACGGCAGCCCCUCAAAAUGCCCACGCUUCAUGAAGAUAAAAAAUGUGGAGACUGGAGUCACAUACAAUGACACUCUACACCACAGCUCUAGCAAGCUGUCAAUCUGCAGUGAGCGCGUUUGUUUCGGUUCUCUAAUGACACCGAGCCAGGGGAGCCGCAAGCCGGACGAAUGUCGGACCAAAGAGGAGCUCCUGCCGUUGGCUACUGACUUCAUAGACCAGUAUUACACUUCCAUCAAAAGGUUUGGCUCGAAGGCCCACGUGGACAGGCUGGAGGAGGUGACUAAGGAGAUCGAGGCAUCCGGAACGUACCAGCUGAAGGACACGGAGCUGAUCUAUGGAGCCAAGCAUGCCUGGAGGAACGCAGCCCGCUGUGUAGGACGCAUCCAGUGGUCCAAACUACAGGUAUUUGAUGCCAGGGACUGCACAACGGCUCAUGGAAUGUACAAUUACAUCUGCAACCACAUCAAGUAUGCCACUAACAAAGGCAACCUACGGUCUGCCAUUACAAUAUUUCCUCAAAGGACAGAUGGCAAGCAUGACUUCAGGGUGUGGAACACUCAGCUGAUUCGCUACGCCGGUUACAAGCAGCCUGACGGCCAGAUCUUGGGAGACCCAGCCAACGUGGAAUUCACUGAGAUUUGCAUCCAGCAGGGCUGGAAGGCCCCCAAGGGUCGUUUUGACGUGCUGCCCCUUCUGCUGCAAUCCAAUGGGAACGACCCGGAGCUGUUCGAGAUCCCCCAAGACCUUAUUCUGGAGGUGCAGAUCACACACCCCAAGUACGAAUGGUUCAAGGACUUGAACCUGAAGUGGUAUGGCCUGCCCGCCGUAUCCAGCAUGCUGCUUGAGGUGGGAGGGCUCGAGUUCACCGCUUGUCCCUUCAGCGGCUGGUACAUGGGCACAGAGAUCGGCGUGAGAGACUUCUGUGACAGCUCUCGCUACAACAUCCUGGAGGAAGUGGCCAAUAAGAUGGCCCUGGAUACCAGAAAGACCUCGUCUUUGUGGAAGGACCAAGCAUUAGUGGAGAUCAACAUAGCCGUUCUUUUCAGUUUCCAGUCAUCGAAAGUGACCAUAGUGGACCACCACUCGGCCACGGAGUCCUUCAUGAAGCACAUGGAGAAUGAGAUCAGGGUACGAGGGGGCUGCCCGGGGGAUUGGGUGUGGAUCGUACCUCCAAUGUCUGGGAGCAUCACCCCCGUAUUUCACCAGGAGAUGCUCAACUAUCGGCUCACGCCUUCCUUCGAGUACCAGGCUGACCCAUGGAAUAACCAUGUGUGGAAAGCAAACAACGGAACGCCCACCAAGAAACGAGCCAUUGGCUUCAAGAAACUGGCCAAGGCUGUGAAGUUUUCAGCCAAGCUGAUGGGUCAGGCCAUGGCAAAGCGGGUCAAAGCCACCAUACUAUUCGCCACCGAGACCGGAAAGUCUCAAGACUAUGCAAAAACCCUAUGUGAGAUUUUCAAGCACGCCUUUGAUGCAAAGGUGAUGUCAAUGGAUGAGUACGACAUGGUGGACCUGGAGCAUGAGACACUGGUGCUGGUGGUGACCAGUACCUUUGGAAACGGAGAUCCACCUGAGAAUGGAGAGAAAUUCGGAGGUGGUUUGAUGGAAAUGAGACACCCGACGUCUAACACAGAGGACAGGAAGAGUUACAAGGUGCGCUUCAACAGCGUGUCCUCCUACUCAGACACCCGCAAAUCUUCCAGCGACGAACCCGAGGCCAAGGUCAACUUUGAGAGCACCGGACCCCUUGCCAACGUCAGGUUCUCAGUGUUUGGCCUUGGCUCCAGGGCCUACCCACACUUCUGUGCUUUUGCCCACGCUGUGGACACGCUGUUCGAGGAGCUGGGGGGUGAGCGAAUCCUACGCAUGGGGGAAGGAGAUGAGCUGUGUGGCCAGGAAGAGUCCUUCAGGAACUGGGCUAAGAAGGUUUUCAAGGCUGCCUGUGACGUGUUCUGCAUUGGUGAUGUGAACAUCGAGAAGGCGCAUGAUUCGUUGAUCAGUAACGAUCGGAGCUGGAAGAAGAGUAGGUUCCGCCUCACCUACACAGCUGAGGCCCCGGCUCUAACACAAGCACUAUACAGCAUUCAUAAGAAGAAGGUUCAUGGAGCCAAGAUCUUACAGAGUGAAAAUCUGCAAAGUUCCACAUCGAACAGUCGUUCCACCAUAUUUGUUCGGCUUCACACAAAUAACGAGGACAGCCUGGCGUACCAGCCCGGCGACCAUCUGGGCAUCUUCCCUGGCAACCACGAGGACCUGGUUACGGCCCUUAUAGAGAAACUAGAAGACGCCCCACCUGUCAAUCAGAUUGUCAAGGUGGAGUUCCUUGAAGAGAGAAACACGGCCCUAGGUGUGAUCAGUAACUGGCUAGAGGAGCCUCGUAUCCCGCCAUGCACCAUCUUCCAGGCCUUCCAGUACUUCCUGGACAUCACCACGCCCCCCAGCCCUGUCCUAUUGCAGCAGUUUGCCUCCCUGGCAACCAAUGAAAAGCAUAGGAGGAAACUAGAGAUCCUCAGUAAGGGCUUGCAAGAGUAUGAGGAGUGGAAGUGGUACAACAACCCGACUAUGGUGGAAGUGUUGGAGGAGUUCCCGUCCAUUCAGAUGCCGUCCACCCUGCUUCUGACCCAGCUGCCCCUCCUCCAGCCUAGAUACUACUCCAUCAGCUCUUCACCGGACUUCCACCCUGGGGAGAUCCACCUUACAGUGGCCGUGGUGUCCUACAAAACCAGGGAUGGAGAGGGCCCGAUACACCAUGGAGUGUGUUCGUCAUGGCUUAACAGAAUAGAAGCAGAUGAAAUGGUCCCCUGUUUUGUCAGAGGUGCUCCUACAUUCCGAUUACCGAAGGACCCUCGAGCUCCGUGUAUCCUGGUCGGCCCAGGCACUGGAAUCGCCCCCUUCAGAAGUUUUUGGGAGCAAAAACUCUUUGACUACGAACACAAAGGUAUCAAACCCUGCCCCAUGAUCCUGGUAUUUGGAUGCCGGCAAUCGCACAUAGACCACAUCUACAAGGAGGAGACUAUUCAGGCUAAGAACAAGGAGGUGUUCAAAGAGCUUUACACAGCCUACUCCAGAGAGCCUGGCAGACCAAAGAAAUAUGUGCAGGAUGUGCUUCGUGAGCAGCUGUCGGAGACUGUGUACCAGUGCCUGAGAGAGGAGGGAGGACACAUCUACGUGUGUGGGGAUGUUGGUAUGGCCGGGGACGUCCUCAAGACCAUCCAGCAAAUCAUCAAACUGCAGGGCAACAUGACUCUGGAGGACGCUGGAUUCUACAUCAGCAAACUUCGAGAUGAGAACCGAUAUCAUGAAGACAUCUUUGGUGUCACACUGCGUACCUAUGAGGUCACCAACCGACUGCGCUCGGAAUCCAUCGCAUACAUUGAGGAAAGCAAAAAGGACUCUGACGAGGUGUUCUGCUCCUAGAACCACAAGAGCGGCUUCCGGAUCUUUCUGACGUGGACCAAUCGGAAGGGCCGUAUGCUGCAGGGGAACAGCAAAAUGAGUGACCCUAACCCUAUGGCUAGUCGAGAAUACUGUGCCAAGUUUUGUACUGUAAAAAAAAUUAUGUUUGGUUUUUUUGGUUAGUUUUAUAUAUAUAUAUACACACACAAGUUCUGCUUCAUCAUGAUCAGUCAGGCUUUGCAUUUAGUCUGUAGUAACAUUUAUUUUCCAAGAGUUUUUGAGGUGCACUUUUGUUUUGUUUAAUUAUGAAUUGGGAAAUUGAUCAUUUUUCUGAUUUCAUUAUGCAUCAUAAUGUGCACCUAGUAUAACACCUGCCUCCUUGUUGAUGCAUGAGCAAGACGAGAAUAAUAGUAAAGAAAUAUAUUCUA